This is a messenger RNA of Oreochromis aureus, 2989 nucleotides long. Its product is annotated as G-protein coupled receptor 55. NCBI's taxonomy places the organism in Eukaryota, Metazoa, Chordata, Actinopteri, Cichliformes, Cichlidae. The record is from RefSeq and is a predicted model, not a curated record. The coding region runs from base 195 to 1166 and encodes 323 amino acids. Gene Ontology annotation, cellular component: membrane. The transcript has 3 exons. Gene Ontology annotation, biological process: positive regulation of Rho protein signal transduction; phospholipase C-activating G protein-coupled receptor signaling pathway. Gene Ontology annotation, molecular function: G protein-coupled receptor activity.
GAGUUCCAGCAGACGUGCUGAGCAGGUUCACGUUGCUUUGAUUUUAAACAGCUAUAAUGCAUAUUUGAACACAUGCAUGAUGUGUGGCACAGUCAGGAAGUGGUGAUGAAACAACAAAGGCUGAAAAGCAGAAGUGCGUCUGGCACAGCGCAGACAGUCAGACACACUGAAACUUGACUGGCAAGAGUGACAUCAUGACCAACAACAUGACAGACAGCUGCACUGAAGACUUCAAACAUGUGGACGGAGUGAUGAAAGUUUUGGAGCUGGUCUUCUAUAUUCCUAUAUUUGUCGUCGGUCUGAUUCUCAAUAUUGCAGCGCUGGUGGUGUUCUGCGGCCUUCUGCGAAAAAAGACUGAAUCUACUAUCUACAUGAUAAACUUGGCUUUGAUGGACUUGAUUCUCCUGUUAAUUCUUCCCUUCAAAAUGCAUGCCACUAAUCACGAGUGGCCCGCCAGCUUCCAUGAACUGUGUUCAAUUUUGGAAGGGCUUUAUUUUUAUGGGAUAUAUGGAAGCAUAUACAUCAUUAUGUGUAUAGCUGUAGACAGAUGGGUGGCUAUCUGUCACCCGUUCAAAGCCAAGCAGCUGCGUUCACCCAGAGUAACUAUGGUAAUUUGUGUGGUCGUGUGGAUGCUGGUGUCUGGAUCAGUCAUUCCAGUCAUCUGGAACUUCAGGAACACCAAGAACGGCACAUUUCAUUGUUUCCAUCAGUUUUCAGCAGAAGGCUGGAAACCUCCGAUCAUCAUCAGUGUGCAGGUGUUUGGGUUCGUUUUGCCUGCACUGGUGGUGGUUUUGUGUUCAGUUCAGAUCAUCUGGACACUUCAGCAGUCUGGCCAGCACAGCCCACAGAGCCGGGCCUGUGUGAAGAUCAUCUACAGCGGCCUGUGCGCAUUCCUGGUGCCUUUCACUCCGAGCCACCUGGCCAUCUUCCUGCAAUUUCUGGUGCAUCAAGGAGCAUUUCAGGACUGUGGCACCAAGGCCAAUCUCAGCCUGUUCAUACAGAUUGCUAUGUGCCUGUCAAACAUCACCUGCUGUCUGGACGCCAUGUGCUACUACUUUAUUGCCCAUGAAGUGAGGAACACCAGACACAGCUUCAGGAUGUCAAUAAUGAGCCAAAGAAGACCCACCAACAGCACUUCUGAACGGGAGAGAGGCGAGUCAAGUUGAGACAAAAACUGUCCCUAGAGGAUCACUGAUGUUAUGUUAAUAUAACAAAACUAAGGCUAAAGCCUUAUUUUGUAUCAGAGCAGUAAAGCUGGAGACAAGUCAAUAGGGGACCCAGUAGCUGAUAAGCAUAGUGUCACGCACUAAAAGUAAUUAACCUGCUCGUAAGGAAGCAGGUCAGAGUGUAAUCUAAAUUAACCACACAGCUGAAUGCAAGGCUGUAUGAUCUGAUCCAGCAGCAGGAAGCCAGUAGGCACCUCUCUAACCUCAAAGCGCUCUAAUGCGUUAAAUGAAGGCUGCAAAACAACCCAUGAACUAAAAAGCCACAGUCUGACAUGCUUUAAAAAAUCAUUAAAAGCAUGAAAAGGUCACUCAAACCUGCAAACCAACAAUGAGUGAAAAAGUGACAGGGACAGGCAGCAUGACUCAUUUUAAAGAACUAAAAACUGAUACUGGCGGGCAGUUCAAGAACGUCUUUGUGAUAUUAUCUAGGACUGAAAUCAAACAUGCACAAAAAAGGCUCUUAUGACUCAGAAUUCUCAUCAAAGACCAAAUCCACUAUUUUAUGGUAAAAUGGUAAAUGGCCUGUAUUUGUAUAGCGCUUUACUAGUCCCUAAGGACCCCAAAGCGCUUUACACAUCCAGUCAUCCACCCAUUCACGCACACAUUCACACACUGGUGAUGGCAAGCUACGUUGUAGCCACAGCCAAUCUAAUUAUUUUAGAUUAACUGUUUCAGACUAAACGAAUUUAACAGAUGCAUAAUUAUUUUUUUUUAUUCAAAAAAGUUAACUAACUGUAAUAAUAAGCAUAUUUUAGUAGUGAAUCUCUAAUCUAUGAAAUGCAGAUUUACAUAAAAAGUCAACAAAACUAAUUUAGGCCAAUAUAUCUAAUAAAUUACGAUUCAAAUAUGCAUAUUUCCUUGACAGGUACACAGAUGAUUCAUGGUUUAUCGAUCACAUCCACAGGCAUAGCUUUAAACAUAUGAAACUAAAAACGAAACAUUAGCAACAAUUUCAGUGGUUCAUUUCAUUUUUUUUAAAACAUUAAAUAAUACAAUAGAUCCUAAAUGGUUGUAAAAAAUUCUCACUGCAAAAUAAGUAACAAUAUUAUCUAUAUUUAUUAAAUAAUAAUUAAAUGUAAAUAUUUCAUCAGAAAUACAUCAACAGUCAAACAUAGAAAUAAACACGGCCUGAGGAAGAGUGGAGAGGAUUUUUUUUGUGCGUUGUAAAUAGAUUUUACAAUCAUUUUCUGUCUUCUAAAUCUUAUAAAUGAUAAUAAAAAAUACAAUAUAAAAAAACAAAUAAUAUUAAAAGUGACAUUAUAAUGGAGGAUUAAAGUAUUUAUGAUUAUUGCAUUAAGUUGUCCGUUUACAGUUUUGCAGAUGAAAACUGACUGCCUAUGCUUUUUUUGCUUUGUUUAUAAACUGAUAUCGUUAGCCGUAGCAUUUCAUAUUUAGCUCUACUGAACUUUGUAUUUUAUUUUUUGAAUUGCAACCUUAGGUGCCUAACAUAAUAGUUUUAUUGAAAUGUUUAAAAGCCGUAGGUAUGUAGCCCCGGCCAUGCGUGCAUCACUGCUGAAAGAACUGUUUUCAUAUUACUGUUUGGGUUUAUGUGCAUGCUGUCACAUGAAAAGUCAAAUGGAAAGUUGCUUAUGAAGCACACGGAGCUGUCACUGACCGUAUAUUGCCAAUGUUGAGCGGUCAUCUUGUGGUCAUCUUGUGGCGACAGCGGAUCAUGUUUUAUGACAGCGUGCCUCACUGGUGGCUUAACUGUACCAUAAUAUUGUAUUUAAUGUAUAUAUCUUUCAUAAAAACGUGUGAAAAGC